AUGUUAAGGACAUUUGGCGACAAAGAGCGGCUGCAGCGCGUGCAGAGCGUGGAUGCGCAGGUUCUGAAGAAGCUGACCGAGGUCGUGGAUCCUGAAGGUAUUUGGAAGUCGUUGCAGCUGACCUUGCUGGACGGCGAGAGCGGUGAGAGGGAGGUUGCAAGCCUCCAGUGUGUGGCCUUCGAGGGCAUGCCCCAGUGGGACGGACCGAUCGAUUUGACUUGGGGGAAAGGCCUGCUAAUCUUGAGCCAGUACGGAGACUCACAAAAGCAACGCUUGCACUUCGUCAUGCAAGAGAGCAUGGCGCGCUUCCAGGGAGUCGAGGAAAGUGCUUCGGCGGUCUCCAAAAGCAUCUUGGCUUCUUCAGGGACUUUUUCUUCGAAGGGAUCAUACACGGCUACGCGUGGCGUUCGCUACUUGAGCAUUCCGCUGGAAGUGGAAACUCACAUCUUUGGUGUCAGCGCUGAGAUGGCGGAUGUGGCCACGCUUUGGAGCCGCUUCGGGGGCGGUGGCGGCUGGUCGUGGCGCUGUUGCGACUGGCUUCGAUGCUGCAAGUGUCGUUGUUGCUUCCGAUGCAAGUGCAGCAAGUGUUGCAAGGGCUUGUGCACGAAGAUUGAAAAAGCGGAGACGAAUGUUUGGAAUGGUGCCAUGGACCACCGGCCACGCUUCACGGACAUGGUUGCUCGCGAAGAGAAGGAGCACGUGGACCAGUCCUACACCUUCGACGGCCAUCAUCACAAGGGCAGGGAGACCCGUGACUUCACCGUGCAGCAGAUGCAUGUCCUCAAGUUUGUCUGCCAGCUGCCAUCACAGAAGCCACGGUUGUGCACCGCGUGGUUGGAUCCUUCGACAGACGUAAGGUCCGGUCUGAAAGUCGUGAGCAGCCUGCGCGUGAGCUCGGCCCAGAUGUCGCGCAAUGAUGGGCCUGCUAUCCAGUACCCUUGGCUCCCAACGUGGGUGACAUCCUGGAAGGCGUCCAUGGCGUUUCCAGACAAGAACGCCGUCUACACGGGAGGAGCCGCAAUCAGGGUGGCAGUCUCAAGGAAGACUGCGCUGCUGAGCAAGCGCCAAAAGAUUGCGAUCAUCAUCGUCCUGAUCGCGGCCGUGGGUGGCUUCCUGUACUGGUUCCUGGUGGUGCGGCCUCAAUCCACCUCCUCCACAGCAGAGUGUUGCAGAGCACUAAGUGGGAAGGGUGGCUUGGCAAUUGAUUUGGCGCUUCGCGUGCCCCAGCGAGUUUUUGUGGCAAUUCGUACCGGUGUGCGCCGAGGGUCGAAUCGUCCUGUCCUCCGCUGCAUGCGGUCCACUCUUCAAGCUGUAGCUCGCCAUCGAGAGGUGCUGAGACACUUUGGUCGGAGAGCUCCGAGAUUUUUCGCGCCAGCAUCAGCAUUACCGCUUGCCAGGUUGCAGGAUGUCAGAUGGCAUAGUUCCAAGGUCGCCCCGCUUCAGGAGAUGACUGGCGGAGAGGUGAUUUUCAACAUGCUCGUGGAGCACGGUGUGGACACCGUGUUUGGUUACAGUGGAGGUGCAGUUCUGCCGUUGAUUGACGCAUUUCAUGGCAAGAACAUCCAGUGGAUCACGUCCUCCCACGAGCAGUGCUCUGGUCACUCAGCAGCGGCGUAUGCGAAGUCCACAGGCAAGUUCGGAGUGGCCAUUGUGACCAGCGGCCCUGGAUUGACUAAUCUCGUGACUCCCAUGCAGGCGAAGGGCAUGUAA
Molecule: messenger RNA, 1710 nt
Organism: Symbiodinium sp. CCMP2456
Lineage: Eukaryota; Dinophyceae; Suessiales; Symbiodiniaceae
Source: the annotation of a GenBank genome assembly